AGCAGGCUGGGGAAUGGAAAGAGCCAAGCCGAGGGAGGCGGCGGCGGGCGGCGUUCGACAAUUCGGCUCUCCUCUGGUCAGCCUGGGAGGGGCUCAUUGGACGCGCUCGGUGCUCGGCGCGGCGCCUGUCUAGUCCGGAAGGAAUCGUGGCGCUGCCGCCCCCUCAGGCCAGUGACCCUCCCCCGAUGGUGUGAAGGACCCCCCCCCCCGUCCGCGGCUGCGGCCUUCCCCGGAGUCCGGCGCCAUGAACCUGCUUCCAGCCAACCCGCACGGGAAUGGGUUGCUGUUCGCCGGUUUCAACCAGGACCACGGUAAAGACCCUCGCGGGGCGCCGGGGGGUGGGAGUCAGGGGUCCGCCUAUCCGCCCGCGGGGGAAGCUUUCGGGCUUGGCGGGUUUCCUUUCCUCCCCCGUGUUAAGCGUCUGUAAUGGGGUGAGGUUGGGAGAGGCGAAAGUUGAGUUUCUCGCCCCCACCCAAAUAAUUCCAGGCCUUCCGAGAGGAGGGAGGCGCAGGUCUCGAACCCGCGGCCAGCCUAGACGAAUGCCUGGGCACAAAAAAGUGCGGGCGGGGAGGAGGGCUUUACCUUCCCUUCUUGGGGCCAAGAGAGGGGGCUGCCCUCUCCGGGCUCAGACACAUCUCCUCUUUCCCCCCAGCAGCUUGCCUUUGUCCCUUAAGUUUGCGUUGCUUGGCACUCUCUGUUAACAUUGAUGGGUGCCAAUACUUCCCUCUUCGGCCUCGUCUCUCCCCUUUCCGUUUGCCGGCCUCUGGUUAUCGCGCUUGGGUGUUUAUGGGGCGCAAUCGGAGUCUGGUGUUUUGCAAAAUGCGCGGGGAGGAUCGGCCUCUGCCCAGAGACACCAAGACAGGGGAGGCAGUUGCUUCCAUUCUCCUCCUUGCCUUCUCAGGCUUCCACGCGGAGCCUUGUUUUGUCCUAAUACAACAGUGCUUGGCCCAGCCCAGAUGCUUUACCCCUUGUACAUUGCCUCAUCCUGUUCUCCCUUAGUCUUUCUCUUUAAAAACUUGCAUAUAUUGAGCUCCUUGUUGGGCAUGAGUGUCAGACUUGCCCUCCUACUCAAUGCCAUUUCCACUGCAACUGAUGCAUAAUUCAACAGUUCCCACAAAGCAGAUGCCAAAGCUGGACUUAGGGCUAAGAUGUGUGUUUUGGCCCAGUUGUGCACUGAAUCAUUCUAUUCCUCAGAUUGCCUUGCUUGAAUUCUCAUCAAACUGCAGCUCUUUCAGAGGUAGCUGCUUUCUUGGGCAUAUGAAUUUGAAUGCAGAAUUGAAUGUCCUGAACAGUUUUAUUGCUUUUAAUCAAAGGGCACAUAGCAGCAACAUUAUGACCUGCGGUAUUUCUUAUGCGUCCCAGUCACAGUAAAGAAGCAAAAUUUCUAGAUACCCUAAAUGACUGCCUCUGGUCAUGGAACCAACUAGAAAGUAAGCAACCAUGAGGUUAAUCUUGAGUAGCGCCCAGGACCUGAUGCCAGAUGUAAUUAUUGUCAUGCCAGUUGGGAGCAGUGACCAUAGCACUACUAAAUUAAAUGUGCUUUGAUUUCAAAACAGGAAACUUCCCCAAAGGGAGUUACUUGGUAAAAAGGAAGUUGAAAGGCAAAGUUAAGUGGGUUGGAUCACUCCAAAUUAGAAACUCAGCUGGCGUGUACACCAUAGAUGGCAAAAAGUAUCAUGAGGGCCAAGAGAAUGCCAGUUUGGUAAUGUGCAGAGUCAAAGAAGCCGUUAGAGGCAAGAAGGCUUCCUUUAACAAAAGGAAGUCUUGUCCAAAUGGAAGAGAACAAAAAGGAACACAAAAUGGAGUCUCCCAAGAAUUGGUAUUGGUGUUUAUGCUUUAUAACUUGUUCACAAAUGAUCAAGAGUUAGGAAGGGGUGAGCAGUGAAGUGCCUACAUUUAUUGAUGAUACUAAAUUGUUCAGAGUCUUUAAAAUGAAAAGAGAUUGUGAAGAACUCCAAAAGGACCUUUUCAAACUGAAUGAAUGGUUGGUAAAAUGGCAAAUGCAACUCAUUGUAAAUGAAUUGUUAGCACUAGGAAUAAUAAUUUUACAUAUACGCUCAUGGGCUUUGAACUACUGGUGACUGACCAGGGAUGAGACUUUGGGGUAAUAGUGGAUGUCAGCGCAGUGUGCAGCAAUUAUGAAAAAAAGCCAAAUUCCACGCUAGGGGGGCAUUAGAAAAGGAACUGAAAAUAAAACUGCCAAUGUCACAAUGACAUACAAAUCUGUGGUGCAACCACAUUUGGAAUAUUGUGUAGUACAGUUCUGGUCAGCUCACCUCAAAAAAGGAUAUUGUAAAGUUGGGAAAGAUUCAGAAAAGUGCAACCAAAAUGAUAAGGGAAAUGGAUCUUCAAGGGAAGGUUGCAGUGUUUGGGGCUUCUUAGUUUAGAGAAAAGGUGAAUCAGAGGUGACAUAGAAGUCUAUAAAAUUAUGCAUGGCAUGGAGAGGAUGGACAGAAAGGGCCCCCCCUCACUCAUCACACUAGAACUGGUGGACCUUUAAUGAAGCUGAAUGUUGGAAGAUUCAGAACUGAUGAGAGAAAGUACUUCUUCACGCAGUACAUCGUUAAUAUGUGGAACUCACUUAAAGAGGAGGCAGUGAUGUCCACCAACUUUUGGAUGGCUUUAAAAGAGGAUUGGACAAAUUCAUGGAGGAUAAGGCUAUCGAUGGCUACUAGCCAUGAUAACUGUUUCCCCAGUUGGAGACAGUAAUGUUUCUGAAUACCAGUUACUGGAAAGCACAAGAGGGAAGACUGCUCCUGUGUUCGGGUCCUGCUUUUGAGUUUUCCACAGGCAUCUGAGUGGCCGCUGAAGUACAGGACGAUGGACUUGAUGGAGCAUUGGCUUGAUCCAGCAGGCAGUUCUUAUGUUCUUACAAUUAUCCCUAAUUAGUAGCAAUGACAAAUAUUUUGUCAUUUUAAUUUGCUAGGGAAGCUAGUUCAAAUUGAGUGACUACACCAGUCAUGUGCUUGCAAAUUGAGGAGUGUCCUAUGUUUAUUGUGCUCCUGUUCAUUUCAUAAUUAUUUUUCUAAGAAAAUCACACUUGUUUAGGUGCACAUUUAACAUUUCAUGUGUUCCCCUAAAAAUACAGUGUGUGAGGCAUCCCAAAUUGAUGUGGCCCUUAGUGAAUGAGCAAAAAUAGUCAUCCUAGCUGGUGUUCUUUUUUUUCUGCCAAGAAAAUAGGCUAUGACUCACUAGAGUAACACAAGUUAGGGAUCAACUUCCUUGUAGUAAACCUCACCCCAGAAAAGCUUAUGCUUUGCUGUUCUUUACCUUGAGAAGAUUUUAUUGCAGUAAUUUGAGUAGUCACUUCAGUGGAGUUUCAUAGAAUGUGUAAGCUAGUAAAAUGUUCAUUCUAUUUGCAUCAGAAACUUUAUAUCAUGUGGGUUGUAUGGGCUACAUCAUGUGGGUUGUAUGGGCUACACCUACAGGAUGCGGUUUCCUAGGGUGCUUGUUUAUAGGCUAGUAGAGUUGUUGGAAUUCCAGCUUUUAUCUUGGCAACAAAUUCAGAUGUGCUGGUUUUGACUUAUAAAGCCUUAAACAGCUCAGGACUGCAAUACCUCAGGGACCACCUCUCCCCGCAUGAAAUUAUCUGACCCCUGCGAUCCUCACCUGAGGCCCUUCUUUGGGUGCCUCCCCCACAAGAGGUCUGGAAGGUGUCAACGCAAGAACUGGCGUUUUAUGUGGUGGCUCAUAAAUUCAAGGUUCAUUCUAAACCAUUAUAGUGAAUAAAGUUUUGAACUUGCUGAAAGGAAAAAAAAUAUUUAGAUUGAUGUACUUGAUUGUGCUUCUUGGUAAACAAAUAAAUGGGAAAAAUAAUAUGCAGUUACUAUAAAUGCUGAGGUAGAGGAACAGAAGGGGGCGGGGAAAAGGAAGACACAUUUUUCUCAAUAACUGGCAUCAACUACAAGAAACAGGAAAUGUGUGGUUGACAGAGCUCUCAAUUUAAGCCUGUUGUGGGCCAGCCUGUUCAAAAACAAAUUACACUUGGCAGAAUGAGGACUCCCUAAUCCCUAUAAACAGCUGUGUAGGUUUGAUCCUAAAUAGCCAAGAAAAUACAUCAGGUUCCAGGCAUCUUUAUAGCUUUUAGUGCCAAUUGCUUUUCUAAAAUGUUCACAAAUCCAUUCUACUGCCAUGGACACAAUUGAACCACUGUAAUGCAUUGGAUCUGUACUUGCAGUUAGAUUCCUGUAUUGCCUGUUGUGACUAAGAGCAUCUCUGGCAGGGAAGUCUUACUUGACCCUCUUAAUGGGAGAUGCCUGGGACUUCUGUACACAGAGCAUGUGCUACUACUGAGCUGUCUUUUGCCUGUUGAUAAAGAGCAUAUAUACCUGACAUAGUAAUCCUCUUCUUUUUUAGGGUGCUUUGCAUGUGGGAUGGAAAAUGGAUUUAGAGUGUUUAAUGCAGAUCCGCUCAAAGAGAAGGAGAAACAAGGUGAGAUUCUUCCUCAAUAUACAUAGUUGUUCUGCUGUGCCAUUUUUUUCAUCUUAAACCACGUGCUGUGCAAUCCUGUACCCUCAAGUAACUGUGCAUAGAACAGAGAUUUCACUUGCCAGAAUUUGAGUACAUUUUUUUAAAACUUUGAUCCAGUAUAAUAUUGCAGUGUCCAUAAUGUGUGGUCAGAAGAAGGCUCUGAGCAGGCUUUUCUGAUGAUGAAGCAUUGUCUUGAAACAAGGCACUCCCGGAGUAAAAAGUAAAAGAGAACUGACAUCAGCUGCAUUUUAACUUGGAGUCUUUGGAGAGAAUCCUCUUGAUACACAAAGAUGUUACAGCAUUAAUAAACUUUUCUUUGCUUUGAGUGUUUAAUUAAAAAUGUCCCUUUUCCCUCUCCAGAAUUUCUAGAAGGAGGUGUUGGCCAUGUUGAAAUGUUGUUUCGCUGCAAUUAUUUAGCUUUGGUUGGUGGAGGGAAAAAACCCAAAUACCCACCUAAUAAAGGUAAAGUAUUGAGCCGUAAGUAAGCAAUAGUUUAGGGCUGAGUUCAGCACGAAACAUUUCCAAGCAGCUUUAAUGUAACUGGUGUUCAAGCAGAUUUUAUCGAAAACUUCCUGGGUAGUUUAAAAUUUGAAUAAAUGUGGACUUAGCUGUUACCCUUCUCGAGUUGUGCAACGAGGUAUCCUUCCUUUUAAUGCCAGGUGCUAGCUAGAGCAAAUCUGUGACCUAUUGUUUCCCUGUAUUCAGGAUAAUUUGUGUUUUUCCAGAUGGUCAAAGGAUAAACAGAUUUUGAUAAGCAGCCAUGAUACUGCACUCCCACAUAAAUAGGAAUAAAAAGCUAUUGGCAGUAGCAGGUGGGGAGGGUGAAGAAGAGGGUAGACUAAGCUUCAGAAUGCCAUCAUAUAAGACUUGUUUGGAUGUAGCUGAUGCUUCUAUUUUCUCCUGCUCCAAACCAAUUGUAACUGAAUGCUAACUGUACAAUGUCUAAUUUUGAAGAUCUGAACUUGGGGUAUGGUUUUUGUUUUUGUUUUCUUGCCAAGUGAACCAGUGCAAACUGGGUAGUCUGGGAUGCAGUAGUUCCUCAUGUAGCUAGACUCCCAAAGUGGCAUCUCUGGAAGCACUUUAUAAGAUUGCAAGGUGUUAUUUUAAGACUAAUAAGGCCACUUCCAUUUCUGCAGUGAUGAUCUGGGAUGAUCUGAAAAAGAAGACCGUUAUCGAAAUAGAAUUUUCCACAGAAGUCAAAGCAGUUAAGCUGCGAAGAGAUAGGUGAGUCUGGUCACACUGUUGUAUGGAGAGCUUCUUCUGUUUAUUCCCCAGUUUGGAGUUGGACCAGUGUAGCUGGACAUGAUGCUAAUUGGCCUGCCAUUGCCUUCUCUUUCAGAAUCGUGGUAGUUCUGGACUCUAUGAUUAAGGUUUUCACAUUCACGCACAACCCUCACCAGUUGCACGUCUUCGAAACCUGCUACAACCCUAAAGGUAAGUGUUAUCCACUACAUAAAGUGUAAGAGGAACAAAGAAAGAUUCUGUGCUGUUCUUCUUCUGUUUGCUAUUGUACUCCUUAUGAUAACUGAUGCUGUCUAUUUUGCACACCCUAGGACUUAACUAUAUAAAAAAACUACUUGGACCUUUCUCAUGCUUUGCAAGUGCUGUGAUGCUGAGCCAUAGCAUCCUUGUCAUCCCCAUUAAAUGCAGUGGAAAAACUUAUGAAACAAUUUGUCCUCCAUCUUCCCAUAGUUUUCACAUUGGAUUUGGAAAAAAAGAAAAAACAUUGUUGGAAAAUGCAUUUGUUGGAAUAGGGCUAAUUGUCAAUUUUGGGUGGGAGUCAACGGUAUGCUAUGAUGAACAUUGCAUCACUGCGAGCAUUGCAGUUUGUCCAACAAAACAGUUUCCCCUCUCCUCCCCUGUGUGCUGUUCUGAGGGUUUUCCUAAUCACCUUGAGCCAAUUUUGAGAGCCAUGGAAGCAGGAGAAGGUGGGGGGGAGCCCUAUUGUGCAAACGGAAGCCCUAUUGCAGGGUUUGCGCUGAUGGGACUCAUUCGGUAAAUCCUGCCUUUUGCUUAUACAGACAUUGACACUCAUGGCUAUGUGGUAACAUGAAGCGUCCUAGCUUGCUUUUUUGAGUGUUCCAAGUACUCUCAAAACUUAUUUUCAGAAGGAAGGUGGGGAGGACGGAGAUGGUAGUAAAAAUGCCUAUUCCUCAAUACUUUAAAUUGUAUUUCAGGUCUUUGUGUCCUGUGCCCAAACAGUAAUAAUUCCCUACUUGCAUUCCCUGGAACACAUACUGGACAUGUGCAGAUAGUGGACCUGGCAAAUACAGAGAAACCUCCUGUAGAUAUACCAGCUCAUGAAGGGGUCUUGAGUUGCAUAGCUCUUAACCUACAGGGAACAAGAAUUGCCACAGCAUCAGAAAAAGUAAGUCAGUGAUUUUACUCCACAGUUGGCUAGAAAACAACACAAGAGUCCUUAAUGAUUUAGAAUGAACCCUGAAUUGUGUCAUCUUGAGAGUCUGCAUGGCAUUUUAAUAGGUGCAUUGUAUAGUCUUUAAUUUACUGUUACGCCUACUGGGAAGACUGUAUCAUCUAACACAGAAGUUGAAUUUAUGGAAGUCUUGGCUUUAAAGUUUAUACAGAAAGUUGGUAACCUUUGAGGCUGUAGUGAUUACAUUUGAAAAUACGCAUGCUGUUAUUGCAAAUAUUGGUCAAGAGAUAAACUCUGCAUUCUUUGGCAGCCUGUAACCUGCAUUGCUUCAAAUAGGUUCCCUGGCUAUUCGUUCCUCACUCAAACCUUUCAUCCUGCUGCCUCACUAUUGCAUGCCAGAAUCUUCCAAUAUAUGUAACAAAUCUGUUAUAUACUAGGUUCAGACUACUGUAUAUGGUAUAAAUCCAGUUCAUGUAGACUUUCUCAAUUUUCCUGUCAAAAUACUGACUUUAGUGGCAUUGAUCUUGGAUAUAUUCAUGCAGAUAAACCUGAGAAGAUUUCCAAAUAUGUGGGAAGGAUAGCACUGGAUAACAAAAAUAAUUCCAUAUGGGAAGGGCAGCUACGAUAGUGUAGGGUGGUGGAAAAAUGUAUCCUAAUGUUGUGUUCUGGGAAGAACUUGUGUUGUUUUUGAAAGGCUCCCCUCACAUCUUUAAUGUGUGCUGUUGCUUUUCAAGGGGACCCUAAUAAGAAUAUUUGAUACAUCAUCUGGGCAUUUAAUCCAGGAACUGCGCAGAGGGUCUCAGGCUGCCAAUAUCUACUGGUAAGGUUUAUUGGUUUUGUUAAUGUGUUGGGGGGAUUGGAGGAAUCAUUCUUUGCCUUGAUCAUCAGCAAGAUGAGGGAGUGGCCGUUGUACAAAUGGGGUUUCAUGCUUUAAAACUACUCCCCCAUUUUCCAGUUAAGAGACAUGAACUUCCUGUGUGUGAAUAAUUUUCUUCCAUCUGUGACCUACUAAUCAUACAGCUGAUACUGUCAGCUGGCUUUUCACAUUAGCCAGUUCAGUGUUAUGUGUAGCACAUCAGACAAAUAUAAACAUUAGGCUUGGUAUCUGAAAAUUCUUUGGGGGAAAUGUGACAUCACAGAGGUAGAGAAAUCAGCAGCAGUACAGUUCAAGAUGAAUUUAAUCCAAUUGAGAGUUGAGCAUUAAACAAAACAAAAAAAAAUGGGAGUGGGGGUUAAGUCUGAGAGGUAGCAGUGUAUGAGAUAUACAAUAAAGCAUCAGUUCAAACAUGUGAACUUUUCUAUAGCUUUAAAAAGUUGGGGAAACAAGGAUCCCUUAGUUCUAUGUCCGUAGGAUCUUUGAUAUCUGCACCUUUUUUAAAACUCAGAAUUAAAGUAGCAUUCAUCCUGCAACUGUGUUGGUUUAUGGAGGAACUAAGAUACUAAUUAAGAAGUAAUUAUGCCUCACCAAUAUCCUUGUGCCCUUUUCUUCAGCUACAUGUAUUAUGGAGGAGUUAAUGCUUUUUAAAGGUGUGAAUAUAUUUCCCUUCCUCCCGUCUAUGUGGUUUACUUCUGGGGUGAAUGCUCUUUCACUUUCUACCACUUCAGUUGCUGAUGCUGCUUCACUCUGCAUCAACACCUGCUGAUAAAAGGUUAGCAUCUCACUGGGUAUGUUGUUGCAAGGUGGCAUUGCUUUAGAUAACCUCCCCAAAACCUAGUUAGAAACUCUUAUUUUUAAGGUACUUGGGAAAGAGGUUGGCGUAUAGUGUUUGAAAAGUUGCAGUAUAUAUACAUAGGCAUUUCUUUAAAAAGUAACUUAUUCCAUGACAGUGGUGAUAUAAGCAGACUUGUUUCUGACUUCUCCUUUAGCAUUAACUUCAACCAAGAUGCUUCUCUCAUUUGUGUGUCAAGUGAUCAUGCCACAGUGCACAUUUUUGCUGCGGAGGAUCCUAAGAGGAACAAGCAGUCGAGGUAAGCAGCUGGGGCCAGAGUGAUGAUCUCUAGGCAAAAAUGAUUAGGUAACUUCAUACAGGAAGAAUGUAUCAGUAGCUAAAAUAAAGUAAAUAAUUUAAAUAAUCAGUGACCUAGCCACUGAGAUCCACGCAACCGUCACCUCCAGACUGGAUUAUUGUAACUCGCUCUAUGUGGGGCUGCCCUUGAGACUGACCCAGAAACUCCAGCGGGUGCAGAAUGCCGCAGCGAGACUCCUUACGGGGUCCUCCUCCAGGAUCACAUUCACCCAGUGCUAUACCAACUGCACUGGCUCCCGGUGGAGUACAGGAUCAGGUUUAAGGUGCUGGUUUUAACCUUUAAAGCCCUAUACGGCCUAGGACCCUCAUACCUAUGGGACCACCUCUCCUGGUAUGUCCCACGGAGGACCUUAUGGUCUUCAAACAAAAACACUUUGGAGGUCCCGGGCCACAGAGAGGUUAGGCUGGCCUCAACCAGAGCCAGGGCUUUUUCAGCUGUGACUCCAAUCUGGUGGAACGCUCUUGUCACAAAAGGCUAGAGCCCUGUGGGACUUGACAUCUUUCUGCAGGGCCUGCAAGACAGAGCUGUUCCACCAGGGCUUUGGCCAGGGCACAGCCUGACCCCCUCCUUUGGCAAUCUGCACAGAACUCUAGCCCAAUGGUUGCCAUUAAUCUGAUUUGAACUGAUUUUAUAAUGAAAUGAUUUUAGAAUGUUGUAUCAUUUUACUGUUGUUAGCCGCUCUGAGCCUGGCUUUGGCUGGGGAGGGCGGGAUAUAAAUAAAAUUUUAUUAUUAUUAUUAAAAUAAUUGUGAACCUUAAUACGUGCUGCUAGGAGUCAGUUUGCUUCAGUGCCUAGACUACUGGGUUGAGAUGAUGCUGAAGAGAGCUUUCUUUCUUUUUCAGCUUAGCAUCAGCCAGCUUCCUGCCCAAAUACUUCAGUUCCAAAUGGAGUUUUUCCAAAUUUCAGGUUCCCUCAGGCUCUCCCUGCAUCUGUGCCUUUGGAACAGAGCCGAAUUCUGUCCUAGGUAAGAAUCUCAAGUUUCACCAAAAAUCAAACAAGGCCCCUCGCUAUGCAUAUCCCAAACAUAGCCUAUGAAUUCAAGCAGCUGUGCUCACAAACAAGCUUUUUAGAGGAAUCUCCCUCUGUCCUUGAUGGGAGUGUGAUUUAUAUAAAUGGGUUUUAACUCCAGAUUAAUGUCAUAUGAUUGCAGCCUAAGAUUGUAAAAAAUGUUUAGAUGGCAAGGAAUGUUGAACACUCCAGGUUGUUGCUUGAGAUCUCACGGAGGGCAGCUUAAUGAUUCAUCAAGAACUAUCUGGGGUGGGGCAAGCCAGGCGCUAGAACUAAUUGGCGUAUAUAGCGCAGAUCUUAUAGGAGAACAUUUCUUAGCCUGCAGGUAAUGUGGUGUCUCUUGCUGCUCUCACAAGCAAAAGCUGUGCAGUGAAACACAAUGUGUAAGCAAUUGACUUCAGUUGCCAAACUGAAAACAGUAUCUUUCUCUUGCAGCGAUCUGUGCAGAUGGCAGCUACUACAAAUUUUUAUUCAAUCAAAAAGGGGAAUGCUCCAGGGAUGUCUAUGCUCAGUUCCUAGAAAUGACUGAUGACAAACUUUGACUGAACUGAUGGAAAUUUGUAGGUAAGGGGGAAGGAUAUCUGGAACCCUGUCCUGCUUAUUCUCCCUUUCCUGAAGAGAUGGCCUCUCACUACCUUCAGUCAACUGUGCUGCUCAAGAUGGGACAGAUGACUUUAAGAAGCCCAAACCAGUAUGGACAGAGCAAAGCAGAGGACUACUACGUUAACUGUCAACAGCUGGUUUUAAAUGUUAAGUUUUGGCUGCUGUUGUUCCUUCAAUUUUUCCCCCCUUUUUUAAAAAAAUGUUUCAAUAGCCUGUGCCUAUUGGGUUUCUCUCUGUAAUUAAACUGUGAAGCUUAGUGCCUGCCACUCCAUAAGAGUGAAGGGGCAGGAGAUUACUAAGGUUUAAACAGUGAACAGGACAUGUCAAAAGUACAUACAGAUUUGAGUUCUAGUACCGUGCUUAAGGGGGUGGCAGGAAAUCUAUACCAGCAAUUUCUGCCUUUGUAAAAUGUCCUUUUCCUCCUAUCUUCUAAUACACAGAAAGGAAUAUUAUAGCAAGUUGGCUCUUAGUUGCACUUGCUCUGACAUAGAUAGAAUGCUCAAGGUCCUUGUUUUCAUGCUGUUAUAAAUAGAUAUUAACUUGUUUGUCAUUUGUCAGAGGUGCCAAAAGAAAUCCAUAGCAAACAUCAUUAAAGUACUGUUGGCCUAAAUAACCAUUCUGCAGGGCAGGAAGUGGCAUAGGACAAUGUUGAGAUGUUGGGAAAGUGACAGCAAACAGCUUAGAUAUUGGAAAUAACCAUUCCAGACACUUCAGUUCUUGAUCCAUUGGUAUUUGCACUUAGGUUGUGCUGGGGAAGUUCUACAAGUACAAGAUAAUCUGUAAUGGCCAAGAGGGUAGUAUAUUGAACAACAAGAAGGGGGAAAGUGUGACCCUCCAGAUGUUACUGGACUUCACUGCCAUCAGUGCUAGCCAGCAUGGCCAAGGAUGAUGAGAGGUGUAGUCAAACAGCUGGAGGGCUGCAGCUUUCCCACCUUAUAGCCUGUAAGAAAUCCCUAUCAUACAACAAGCGUAUUAUGUGUUCAGAACAAACUAAGCUGCUGUCUCUCUGAACACUAAGUAGUAUAUCAAUCACAACACUAUAUUUUGGGAAAUGAGGUAUUUGGAGACAUAAUUUGAAGUUACCAAUAUCAUCCCCUUAAAACACAACUUCAGUUAAUAGCUCCCUUGAUUUCAUGCAUACUUCAAAAUGAACUGAAGUCUUGGUUCAAGUUGAAAAGUAUUGGAAUUUGUCAUUUAACUAAAACCUAUAUUCAGAUGUCAGUUUGCAUGUUGCUUUUAAAUGUGUAUUUAAUCAUGGAAAUUGUUUUGCACACCUUUUGUAAUUUUCUUUAAUUAAAGUGACUUAAUUUGCUGUAUUCAUUUUAUGGUAACAGAAGUUCUGUACAGUGGUACCUCUACUUAGGCACACCUCUGGUUACGUAUCCUUCGGGAUAUGCACGUGUCAAACCCGGAAGUAUUAUUCCGGGUUUCGCCGCAUGCACAGAAGCGUUUUACCACACCACGCGCAUGCGCAGAACAGGCACCUCCAGUUGCGAAAACCUCGGGAUCCGACUGGAGCUCCGGAAUGGAUCCCAUCCGCAACCGGAGGUACCACUGUAUAUGGGUGCUAGUGCUGUUCUUUGUUUUAGUUAAAUUGCCUAAAUAGCUCAAGAUCAAUUAGGAGUAGGAUGCAUGUAAUCUAUGGUGCUAAUAGAUUGUAUCCAACAAUGUUGCUGAGAUUUUUAAUUAGUGGACCAGUGAAGGGAAACAUGUUUGUUGAGUCUAGGUGGACAAACAGUCUGUAUAAGGUAGUUUGGCCUCUGGCCAAAUUCUUUGACACCAACUUCUAAUUCUUAUCAUUCCCUUUUGUUCUAGGCGUACCCUUUUAUCAUAUAGUUUUUUAACAGUAAUGUUAUCUUUAAAAAAUGGGCUAAAAGGGGGGAAAAACAUUUUGAAAAGUGUUGUUUCUUUGCUGAAAUCCAUCACUGCAAGACCCUUGCCAAAUCUCGUAAAACUCAGGUAGAGAAGUAAUGUUUGCUGAAUUUUUCAAGGUGGAUAGGUAUGCCGAAGCAAAAUAAACAGGAAGUUCAGUUCCAUCACCCACAGGUUGACGUAAGGUAACAUUUUUAAAAAAUCCCAGUAGUUAUUAUUAACACUAGUUUGUCAAUUGUAACAGCAUUUACUUCACACACAUUUACGACUUAAAAAUGCUCAGUCUUCUGUAUUUCAUCUUCCAUGAUCCUCACUGUUAUGCAUAUUGCAUAUUGUCUAUAAGGAUACACACACACAUGCCUACCUCUGCCAACCCUAGGAUAAUAUUAUCUACCAAAGUAGACUUGUUUGAAAGCUUAUAAUGUAAUACACUAUUGCUCCACCAUCCUAUGAAUGUUCAGGAAAAGAAACUUAAAUGUAACAUUUGUGUGCAUGCAUGCCUCCUUUCUCACCAAUGCCAUAUUCCCACUUGACAGAUUAACCUUCUCCUGUCACUGUUAAAAUGAGUUGAGAGGUCUCCUCCCACAGCACAUGAAACAAGAUUGGAUGGACCUUCCUCUACAUUAGGGGCUUAUCUGACUGGUUUUGAAAUAAAUGCCUAUUAGUCUACGGUGCUACCUUAGGUUAAGUACUUAAUUUGUUCCGGAGGUCUGUUCUCAACCUGAAACUGUUCUUAACCUGAAGCACCACUUUAGCUAAUGGGGUCUCCUGCUGCUGCCGCGCCGCCGGAGCACGAUUUCUGUUCUCAUCCUGAAGCAAAGUUCUUAACCCGAGGUACUAUUUCUAGGUUAGCAGAGUCUGUAACCUGAAGCAUAUGUAACCUGAGGUACCACUAUACUUACAAACACAAGUACAACCCAGAACAGCUAUUAACAGUUAAAUGCAUAUGCCAUUUCUCUGCACCUGAGCCUUGGCCAUGGAAAACACUAGCUAAAAUCACAAUAAUUCAUGCAUAAAGGAAAGUCAAAUUCUGAUGAAAAAUAAGCACUGUUCAGUGCAGAAACAACUUUUAGCAACUGUAGUAAUGGUAGUAUAAUCCAAACACUAGUAGGUACAUCGGCUAACUACAACAUCGAUAUGGUAAGAGACUGCCAUGCUGUUCAGAAAUGACCCAGAGCUCCUUUUCUGUGCAACACCAUUGGGGAAAUAUAUAAACUCAGAUGUUGAUAUAACUAGCAGGCAUUUGCUCAUGUGACUCAAAUUGCUCGGGGGGGGGGGGAUAGUCUGAUUUUGUAUUAGCUAUUUCAUCCAGGCAAUUGCCCACUUGGUCCAAGUGUCUUCAGAAACCUAAAAUGGACUUGCAUGAAAUUUUCUUCUGCAAACGACAUCAGCACCGGUCUCAAGUAGCAGUCUCACAAGGAGACAGCUGCAAUGUCAGAGAGCCGUAAUAUACACUUCCAUGAAAUCCUAGUAUUUUUGUGCAAUUACUUGUUUACAAAGGCGACUGAAGUAAAAGCUUCACGUAUUACAUAUAAUAAGGGAAAGUGAGUAAGACAAGCAAAGAUAAGAUACCACUGGCAGACAGGGUAAGGAAGAAUUUCUGUAUUUGGUAAUAUUUUAUGUUAUUAUUUCCGAUGCCUAUCCUACUCAUGCCCUCCUGUUUCACUUGUCUCAGCCCUGGCAAUUGGCAUUUUGACACUUUUAAGUUAUAUCUAAGCUUUCCCCAGUGCUCAAAUAGCAUAGCAUUACUUAACCAAGUUUAUGGAAUGGAAAUGCAAGCGUUUCUAGAGUACCCUGCCCAUGGAAGAAGGGGUAGAUCAACAGCAGGUAAGUUCAAAGAUUCUUAUAUUGAAGGCUAUCAUUCUAUGCGCCCUUACCUGGAACCAUGGCAUUCUGACAGAUGUGCAUAGGACGGCAAUGUAAAUCUUGCUCCAAGAUUCUGUGUCCUACACUGACUAUAUUGGGUGCAUAAGAAAACUUCCAAGUGUGAAUAAAUUUUGACUGACUU
This is a messenger RNA of Podarcis lilfordi (Lilford's wall lizard), 14363 nucleotides long. Lineage: Eukaryota; Metazoa; Chordata; Lepidosauria; Squamata; Lacertidae. The record is from the annotation of a GenBank genome assembly.